CUCUCUGUCUCUCCCCUUCCUCUGCCCACUUUCAGGUCCCAGCCGUGCCGGGUGCAAUGAACGCUGGCUGCAGGGCUGACGAUGGAAGGCUGUGAUUUGCCUGUCAUCCUGGGAAAGGACCAUGGGGGCGCUGUCCCUCAGCACCAGCAGUGGACUGAACGUGGCAGCGCUCACCAUCUCCCCGGUGCACCUGGUAAUAUGGAGUCCUCAGCAGCGGAGAAUCUAGGUAAACCGCAGGCGCCCUUCUGCGAGCACUUGCCGGAAAGUGCCGCCUCUGCCUCUGCUUGCAGCACCGAACCCAGCAGCAAGGAGGUCAGCUGCGAUGAAUGCGCGGCCUCCUUUACCAGCUUGCAGACCUACAUGGAGCACCCCUGCCCCAGUGCCCAUCCUCUCCUCCCUCUGCAAGAGGACUGUGGGAGCGAUGCUGAUGAAGAGGAGAGCGACAUCGAGAACCUGGCCGGGGAGAUCGUCUACCAGCCAGACGGCUCAGCGUACAUUGUGGAAAGCCUCAGCCAGCUGGGCCAAGGCAGUGGGGUCUGCAGGGCUGGCAGCAGUAGUGGGGUGCUCCCGCCACUGUGGGGGAGCUCUUCCCCCAGCACGGGAACCAGGCCAGGGGAGGCUGCUGCGGCCACGGCACAGGCCUAUCCGCAGAUCAUCAGCACGUUCCACAUCGCCGCCUCUUUGGGGAAGUGGUUUGAGGGCCCAGAUCAGGCCUUUCCCAGCACCUCUGCCCUGGUGGGGGUCAGCCCCGUCCUGCACAGCUUCCGUGUCUUUGACGUGCGCCACAGAAGCAACAAGGAUUACCUGAACAGCGAUGGUUCUGCCAAAAGUUCCUGCGUAUCCAAAGAUGUUCCCAACAAUGUGGACAUGUCCAAAUUUGAUAGCUUUGUACUCUAUGGGAAGAGGAAGCCCAUCCUGAUGUGUUUCUUGUGCAAGUUCUCCUUUGGCUACGUCCGCUCGUUUGUGGCCCACGCGGUGCACGAUCAUCGGAUAACUCUGAGCGAGGAGGAGCGGAAAAUUCUUAGCAAUAAGAACAUCUCCGCCAUCAUCCAAGGGAUAGGCAAAGACAAGGAGCCCCUUGUAAGCUUUCUGGAACCAAAAAGCAAAAACCUUUCACACCCUUUAGUUUCCACAGCUGACCUCAUAAGCCCAGGACACAGUUUCUAUGGCAAAUUCAGUGGGAUUCGUGUGGAGGGGGAGGAGGGUUCCCAGACUGGGGCUACCAGUGCAAGUGAACCACCCCGGCCAGACCUCUUAGCCCCCGGGGGCCUCUUAAACCUUGGGGGGCUGACGAGCUCUGCUCUGAAGACCCCGAUUACCUCAGUCCCCCUGGCCCCACCUGCUUCCAGCCCCGCAGUAUCCUCUGAAGAGAAGGGCCCAGGGGGGGCAGGGUGUGAAACGCAAGGGCUGGCUGCGCCGGCCGGCCUCUUGGAGAAGGCGGAAUCAGCUGGUGGGGAGGAGGAGGGGGGGGAGGGGGCGGGGGGCGGGUGUGGCAAAGGGCUGUUCUCGUGCAGGCUGGAGGACGGCCUGGCAGAAAGGCUUCCUGCAGAGCCCGGGGCGGCGGCAAGUGGCGGCAGCAGCCCGAAGGAUCUUGCUUGCUCAAACCAAAGUGUAUCUCCCUUGAUGCCUGACGUGCUUCAGACGGUGUUGAGGGGCACGGCUUCUUCUGGUUCUCAUUCUGCUUCUUCCUUUGUCUUUGACGGUGCAAACAGGAGGAAUUGUUUAAGCUUUAACAGUGGCGGUAGCGAGGGCAGCCAGAGGCUGGACUUCAGUGACGAAAGUGCCAAUAGGGACGAUGCUCCGGUCCCAGAACCAAAGGAGGGUCUUGAGGGGGAGGACGGGAUCUGCGCCUCCCACCACCAGCACGGGGGGCCCCUCUGUGAGCUUGGGGGUGGGGAGUGCCCUUCGGGGAGCGGGGUGGAGUGCCCAAAGUGCGACACCAUCCUGGGGUCCUCGCGCUCCCUGGGCGGCCACGUGACCAUGACGCACUCACGGAACUCCUGCAAGACGCUCAAGUGCCCCAAGUGCAACUGGCACUACAAGUACCAGCAGACGCUGGAGGCCCACAUGAAGGAGAAGCACCCGGAGCCGGGCGGGGCCUGCUCCUACUGCCGGACUGGGCAGCUGCACCCCCGGCUCGCCCGGGGCGAGAGCUACACCUGUGGCUACAAGCCCUUCCGCUGCGAGGUCUGCAACUACUCAACUACAACCAAAGGCAACCUCAGCAUUCACAUGCAGUCGGACAAGCACCUCAACAACAUGCAGAACCUGCAGAACGGAGGCGGGGAGCAAGCGUUCGGCCACACUGCGGGGGCCGUGGCUGUGGCCACGGCGGCCGCAACCAACCUAAGUAGCGGCUGUGGGGCCCCCUCCCCCACCAAACCAAAAAGCAAACCAACCUGGCGAUGCGAGGUGUGUGACUACGAGACCAACGUCGCCAGGAACCUCCGCAUCCACAUGACCAGCGAGAAGCACAUGCACAACAUGAUGCUGCUGCAGCAGAAUGUGAACCAGAUGCAGCACAGCCGCCACCUGGGCCUGGGCAGCCUGCCGGCCGAAGCUGAGCUCUACCAGUACUACUUGGCCCAGACUCUGAAGGUGGACGGCAGCAGCACAACCCCCGAGGCCCAGUUCCUGAUGGGCGGCAAUUUCCAGGUGGAUCCCACCAGUACGAUCGCCUCAGUGGCCCCACCCCUAGUAGGUGGAGAGAUCCCUCUGGACCCACGCCUUGGGGGUGGGCAACUGGUCUCUGAGGAGCUAAUGAACCUGGGGGAGACCUUUGCCCAGACCAGCGACCCCUCGCUGAAGCUUUUCCAAUGUGCUGUGUGCAACAAGUUCACCACUGACACCCUGGACCUUCUGGGGCUGCACAUGAGUGUGGAGCGUGAUCUGCCUGAGGAGGAGUGGAAGGUGGCGAUGGGGGACGCCUACCAGUGCCGGCUGUGCCACUACAACACGCAGCUCAAGGCAAACUUCCAGCUCCACUGCAAGACUGAUAAGCACGUGCAGAAGCAUCAGCUGGUGGCCCACAUCAAGGAGGGUGGCAAGGCCAAUGAGUGGCGCCUCAAAUGUGUGGCCAUUGGGAACCCGGUGCACUUGAAGUGCAACGCCUGCGACUAUUACACCAACAGCCUGGAGAAGCUGCGCCUUCACACCGGGAACUCCCGGCAUGAGGCCAGCCUGAAGCUGUACAAGCACCUUCAGAACCAUGAGAGCGGAGUGGAGGGGGAAGGCUGCUUUUACCAUUGUGUGCUCUGCAACUACUCCACCAAGGCCAAGCUGAAUCUCAUUCAGCACGUUCGUUCCAUGAAGCACCAGCGGAGUGAGAGUUUGCGGAAGUUGCAGCGCUUGCAGAAGAGCCUGCCUGAGGAAGAGGAGGACCUGGGCCAAAUCUUCACCAUCCAGAAAUGCCCAACAACUGACACUGAGGAGCUCAUUGGCGAUGCGGAAGGACCCGGCGAGGUGGCAGCGCACCCAGAGGAACCAGCCAAGGAGGCAGAGAGUGUGGCCGACAAGGACCAGGCCAGGAGGGCAGCUCAAGGCCCCCAGGCCAAGAAGGAGCCGGCAGACCCCCCGCUCUCCUCCAAACAUGCUUCAUUCUCAAGACACUCAGAGUCACCUGUCCCCAAAUGGCCAACGUCAUCUGAUGAGGCAAGGUUGGAGCAGAUGUACCAGUGCCCAUACUGCAAGUACAGCAAUGCCGAUGUCAACCGGCUGCGGGUACAUGCUGUGACCCAGCACUCCAUCCAGCCGAUGCUCCGCUGCCCGCUCUGUCAGGACCUGCUCAGCAACAAGCUCCACCUUCAGCUGCACCUCACCCACCUGCACAGCGUGUCUCCGGACUGCGUGGAAAAACUCCUCUUGACGGUGACCACACCAGAGGUGAUGAUGCCCAGCAACAUGUUCCUCCCAGUAGCAGCACCGGAUCAAGACGGGAAUGAGGAAUCCCUCAAGCAGCCUGAGACCGCUGAGGAAGCGGGCAAGAGCCUGAUGUCAUUGCCAGAGAGUGUGGAGCACGGUGGCAACGGAGGGAAGCCUGCAGCCUCUGAGCAGCAAAUUGCCAAGGAUGAGGCUGGAUUCUUUUGCUGGAAGAAGGGGUGCGGCCAGGGCUUCAGGAGUUCUGCUGCCCUCCAGGCACAUUUCAGUGAGACUCAUGCCAAGCGCCCACAACUUCCGGUUUCCGAUCGCCAUGUCUACAAAUACCGCUGCAGCCAGUGCAGCCUGGCCUUCAAAACCAUUGAGAAGCUUCAGCUGCACUCCCAGUACCACGUCAUCCGGGCAGCCACCAUGUGCUGCCUUUGCCAACGGAGCUUCCGCACCUUUCAGGCCCUAAAGAGGCACCUGGAGACGAGCCAUCUGGAUCUGAGUGAAGCCGACGUCCAGCAACUGUACAGCGGGCUCCUGGUCAAUGGGGAUCUGUUCACCGUGGGUGACCCUUCACUGACUGAGGACCACACCAUCGUUGGCGAGGAGGAUAAGGAGGAGGAGGCCAGCGACCAGGAAGACAAGCAGAGCCCUGCGGGAAGUGACGCUGGGUCCUUGCAGGAGGAUGCUGGCUUGGAACCCAAACGGGCUCUUCCCUUCCGGAAGGGCCCGAACUUCACCCUGGAAAAGUUCCUGGACCCGUCCCGCCCGUACAAGUGCACAGUUUGCAAAGAAUCCUUCACCCAGAAGAACAUCCUUCUGGUCCACUACAACUCAGUUUCUCACCUGCACAAGCUGAAACGGGCCCUCCAGGAGUCUUCCGCCGGCCAGUCCGAGCCCACCAGCAGCCCGGACCACAAGCCCUUCAAGUGCAGCAUCUGCAGCGUGGCCUACAGCCAAAGCUCCACCCUGGAGAUCCACAUGCGCUCUGUCCUGCACCAGACCAAGGCUCGAGCAGUGAAGCUGGAGGCUGUCGGGGGCAGCGGCAGCAGCAAUAGCAGUGUUUCCCUGGGCUCAUCCGUGCCCAGCCCCGUGGGCGUCUGCGCCACCAGCACCAGCAGCAUGAGCCUCUCCUCCUCCUCCUUUUCAUCGUCGUCGUCCUCCUCUUUUGCCCAGAGCAACACAAGCACAGGCAGCACAGCCUCUGCCUCCAGCCUUCUCGCCCAGGCCCCCUGUGACAGCACUGGGCCCCCUCCUCUGAACCUACCCGUCACCCCAGCUGCAGCUCCCGCGAGCCCUUCCGAACCUAAAGGGGCCACUUGUAAGAAGCCAGGAGAUGCGGUGGCUGGUCACCAACAGCAGCCGCAGCAACCGCCGCUGCCACCACCGCCACACUCUUUGGUGCAGGCCCAGAUGCAGCAAGAGCUGCAGCAACAAGCAGCGCUUCUGCAGUCCCAGCUUUUCAACCCUGCACUCCUGCCCCACUUCCCAAUGGCCCCAGAAGCCCUCUUGCAGCUGCAGCAGCAGCAGCAGCAGCAGCUGCUCUUCCCAUUCUACCUUCCCAGCACGGAAUUCCAGCUGAACGCUGAGCUCAGCUUGCCACUGACCAGUGGCACGCUGGCGCUGGCGGGGAGUGGGCCUGGCCUGCCGGAGGACCUGAAAGCACAGCUCCCUCAGCUGAGCCACCCGCAGAUCCCACAGAUGCCGCAGCCGCCACAGCUUGCAUUGCCCCAGCCUGCUUGCGUCCUCCUCCAGCCAAGCCUGCCCCCAGACAAGAAGACCAAGCCGGUGGGGAAGGAGUCUGAGGCCCCAAGGGUGCAGGAGGGCCUGGGGCAGGGGCAGAGAGCCCCUGCCUGCCAGGCGCUCGUGCCUGAGACCAGCGAGGCCCAAGACCAGGCUGACCGGGUGAGGGUGGGGGUCGCAGAAGCUGUGGGAAGUGGCUUAUGGGGGGCUCUCUUGCCACCUCCCCGAAUUGCUGCCGAUGCCCGUGGGAAUGCCACCAAAGCCUUGCUGGAGAACUUUGGGUUUGAGCUGGUCAUCCAGUACAACGAGAACAAGCAGAAGAAGGCUGGGAGGGCCGAGCCGGCGGAUGGUGUGGACAGGCUGGCAUGCGGGACUUGCAGCAAGUCCUUCUCCAAUGUCCUCAUCCUGAAAAGCCACCAGGAGCACGUCCACCAGCAUGCCCUUCCCUUCCAGCAGCUGGAGAGGUUUGCCAGGCAGUACCGGGAACACUAUGACAAACUCUACCCACUGCGGCCUCCGACCCCUGAGCCGCCCCCGCCACCCCCUCCUGCCUCCGCCCCCUCCCUGCCCACUGUGCCACCCCCGCAGUCUUCCACGCCCACCCUCCAGGCUCCCACCCCAUCCAUGCCCUCUCCCUCCAUUGCCCCCGCCCAGCCGUCCCUGCCCCUCGCGCAGCUAGCCAUGCCCAUGGAGCUGCCUCUUUUCUCCCCGCUCAUGAUGCCAACCAUGCCUUUGCAAGCCCUGCCAGCCCAACUGCCACCCCAGCUUGCCCCUGUGGACCCUUUACCAGCAGAGUUGGCCCAGCUGUACCAGCACCAGCUCAAUCCAGGCCUUUUGCAGCAGCCGCCACAGCAGCAGCAGCAGCAGCAGCAGAAUAAAAGGCCGCGGACACGGAUCACCGAUGACCAGCUCCGGGUCUUGAGGCAAUACUUUGACAUCAACAAUUCCCCCAGCGAGGAGCAGAUCAAGGAGAUGGCGGAUAAAUCCGGCUUGCCCCAGAAGGUGAUCAAGCACUGGUUUCGGAACACGCUCUUCAAGGAGCGCCAGCGCAACAAAGACUCGCCCUACAACUUCAGCAACCCUCCUAUUACCAGCCUGGAGGACCUGAAAGUAGACUCCCGGCCCCCCUCCCCGGAGCCCCAGAAGCAUGAGUACUGGGGGAGCAAGCGGUCCUCCCGGACCCGCUUCACCGACUACCAGCUCCGGGUGCUGCAGGACUUCUUUGACGCCAAUGCAUAUCCGAAGGAUGACGAGUUCGAGCAGCUGUCUGGCCUGCUGAGCCUCCCCACCCGCGUGAUUGUGGUGUGGUUCCAGAAUGCUCGCCAGAAGGCCAGGAAGAAUUACGAGAAUCAGGGGGAAGGCAGAGAUGGGGAACGGCGGGAGCUGACAAAUGACCGGUACAUCCGGACAAGCAACCUGAAUUACCAGUGCAAGAAGUGCAGCCUCGUCUUCCAGCGCAUCUUCGACCUUAUCAAGCAUCAGAAGAAGCUCUGCUACAAGGACGAGGACGAGGACGGGCAGGAGGAUAGUCAGAACGAGGACUCGAUGGACGCCACAGAGCUCCUGACACCCAGCAGCUCCUCCUGCAGCACCCCGAUGCCUCCCCAGGCUUGUGGCACCCCUGUCUCCUCUGCAAGCGCGGCCGGUCUGCCGCAGAUGCCCCCUGAGGCAGGCGAGGACAGCUCUGCUGCAGGCCGAUCUAAAGCAAACGCUACUGAUGAGAAACCAAAGCACCCCGAACCUCCAAGUAUGCAACAGAACCAAACUUCAGAGAAGCAAGCGCAGCCAAAGCAGGGCGGGCAGCAGCUGCUGCAGGGCCGGGGAGAGCCAAAGCCCACCCCGGUGCACCCGAAGGCCUCCCCGCCCGCCCAGCAGCAGCCGGGCCAGCCACCACAGGGUGGCCUGCCCCGGCCGAGUCCGUCCCCCUCCCCGCUUUCCCACCUGCCUCUCAAGCCCCUCCCUGCGUCUGGUCCCCAGCCACUGGCCAGCCUGCCGCCUCAGCUCGUCCCGUACCAGUGUGACCAGUGCAAGCUGGCCUUUCCCUCCUUCGAGCACUGGCAGGAGCACCAGCAGCUGCACUUCCUGAGUGCCCAGAGCCAGUUCCUGCACCCUCCGUUCCUGGAGAGGGCACUUGACCUUCCCUUCAUGCUCUUCGACCCCGGCAGCCCCCUGCUGGCCAGCCAGCUGCUGUCUGGGACGCUCCCCCAGCUGCCCAUGAGCUCGGCUGCCUCGCCCUCUGCCCCAACCUCAGCCACAGGCCCCCUGAAGAGGAAGCUGGAGGAGGGAGCCAGCGCGAGCCCUCUCGGGCACGACGGCAACGUGGGCGGGGAGGAGCCACAGCGGGACAAGCGCCUCCGGACCACAAUCACCCCUGAGCAGCUGGAAGUCCUGUACCAGAAGUACCUGCUGGACUCCAAUCCCACGCGGAAGAUGCUCGACCACAUUGCCCACGAAGUGGGCCUGAAGAAGCGCGUGGUACAGGUUUGGUUCCAGAACACGCGGGCCCGGGAGAGGAAGGGGCAGUUCAGAGCAGUGGGCCCCGCCCAGGCCCAUCGGCGGUGCCCUUUCUGCCGGGCCCUCUUCAAAGCCAAGACAGCUCUGGAAGCGCACGUCCGAUCCCGGCACUGGCAUGAAGCUAAGCGGGCAGGGUACAACCUGACCUUGUCCGCCAUGCUUUUGGACUGUGAAGGGGGAGGGCUCGUGGGGAGGGGAGACCUCUUGGAUGGGGCCAGCUUCACACACCUGCCCGCCCCUGGCAGUAGCGGCGACAGCCAGGGUAUCCCCCUCUCCCCCACAAGCAGAUCUUUGGAGCUGUCUCCUCGGGCCCUCCUGAGCCCAUCCUCCAUCAAAGUGGAAGGGGUGGAAGACCUUGAGAGCCCCUCAAUGUCUGCUGUCCACCUGAGCUUUGACCAGGCCAAGCUGGACAAUGACGACUGCUCCUCUGUCAACACAGCCAUCACGGACACCACUACGGGCGAUGAGGGCAACGCAGACGACAGCGCCACAGCUAGAUGCGCCUCAGGGCCAAGCGAGGGUCUGACCAAGGCGGCCAUGCUGGCCAUGUCGGAGUAUGACGACGGGCUCUCUUCGGGCCUGGUGAGCCCAGCGCCCAGCUUCUAUAGCCGGGAGUAUGACAACGAGGGCACCGUGGAUUACAGCGAGACAUCGAGCCUGGCAGACCCUGGUUCUCCUAGCCCAGGCACAAGCGGCUCAGCAGGCAAACCAGGGGACAGUGGGGAUCGGCCAGGACAGAAGCGCUUCCGGACACAGAUGACCAACCUCCAGCUGAAAGUCCUGAAGACCUGCUUUAGCGAUUACAGGACGCCGACCAUGUUGGAGUGUGAGGUUCUGGGCAACGAUAUUGGGCUCCCCAAGAGGGUGGUUCAGGUCUGGUUCCAGAAUGCCCGAGCCAAAGAGAAGAAGUCCAAGCUCAACAUGGCCAAGCAUUUUGGCAUUAAUCAAGCCAGCUACGAGGGGCCCAAAACAGAGUGCACUUUGUGUGGCAUCAAAUACAGUGCCCGUCUGUCUGUUCGUGACCAUAUCUUCUCCCAGCAGCACAUCUCCAAAGUGAAGGAGACUAUUGGGAGCCAGCUGGACAAAGAGAAGGAGUACUUUGACCCAGCCACCGUCCGUCAGCUGAUGGCACAGCAAGAGCUGGACCGAAUCAAGAAGGCCAAUGAAGUUCUUGGCUUGGCCACCCAGCAGCAAGGCCUGUUUGACAGUCCCCCUCUGCAGGCUUUGAACAUUCCUGCCAACUACCCAGCAGCCCUUCAGAGCAUCCCUCCUGUCCUGUUGCCAGGCUUGAACAGCCCAUCAUUGCCUGGCUUCACCCCUUCCAAUACAGCUUUAACGUCUCCCAAACCCAGCCUGAUGGGUCUCCCGGGCACAAGCAUUCCCUCGCCUGGCCUUCCCACCUCGGGAUCACCAAAUAAGACGCCGUCAGCCCCCCUGAGCUCCCCCCCGCCAGCACAAGCAUCGGUGGCCGUGGUCUCUGCAACACCCCUCCCGCUGCGGAAGGACAAGGAGAGCGAGAAGGUGAAGGAGAAGGACCGCGUGUCCAAGGGGAAGGGGGAGGCCCUGCUGGGGCCCAGGAAGGACAAGGGGGAGGUACCUGCCCCCAGCCUGGCCCUCUCUGCCCCGCUGCCUGCGGUGGAGCACUCUGUGGAGCCCACCCAGCUCCAGGCCCUGCAGGCGGCCCUCAGCUCAGACCCCACAGCCUUGCUGACCAGCCCGUUCCUCCCAUGCUUCGUCCCCGGCUUCUCUCCGUACUACGCCCCACAGCUCCCAGGGGCUCUGCAGAGUGGAUACUUCCAGCCCAUGUACGGCAUGGACGGCCUCUUCCCCUACAGCCCGGCCCUGUCGCAGGCCCUGCUCAGCUUGUCCCCAGGCGCCCUGUUGCAGCACUACCAGCAAUAUCAGCAGAGCCUCCAGGAGGCGUUGCAACGGCAGGCGCAGCCACCCCUGCCCAAAGGAAGCCAGCCCCCCAUCCCUGGGGAGGGUGCCGCCCCAGAAAAACGCCCUGCCAAAGAAUCCCCACAGCCGGACAAGCAGAAGAGCGCGCCCCGCGAGGGCUCCCCCCAAGGAGAGCCUGCCGCAGGAAGCAGCAGCAGCCGCGCCCUGGACUCCCUCUGCGACCCCUUCAUUGUCCCCCCGGUGCAGUACAGGCUGGUCUGCCAGGAGUGCCAGGCCGGCUUUGGGACCCGGGAGGCAGCUGACGACCACCUGAAGUCCCUCUGCUGCUUUGGCCGGUCGGCGGGGAGCCUGCCUGAGAUGGCGCUUCAGGUGCUCGCUGGCGGCGGCGGCUCCUACCAGUGUGUGGCAUGCGAGAGCACGGUGUGCGGGGAAGAGGCCCUCCAGCAGCACCUCGAGUCUGCCCCCCACAGACACCGAACGAUCCCCCGAGCAGCCAGAAACGCCAAAGAGCCCCCCAGUCGAUUACCUCACUCCGCCCGCCCCCCCGACCCGAGCACCGCAUCUACCUCGCAGCCUGCCGCUCGCCCCAAGGACGGCCCUGGCCCCCCACCCGCCGCUCCCCUCCACGCCUCCAGAGAGCCCUGGCCUCCGGCGGCGCCCCCCCCGGGGACCCCCCCCGGGAAGCCCCCACCUCUCUCCUCAUCUUCAACGGUUACCUCAAGCUCAUGCAGCACCUCAGGGGUUCAGCCCUCUCUGAUGCCAAGGAAAGACGGUUCGGAGGAGUCUGACUCGGACCGUGGCCCGGAGGCCGGGGGGCCAGCAGACCCCAGCCGCCCCGGGGACGGCGGCCUCCCCGGCGUGGACGCGGACGCCUUUCAGUUGUAAGCUUUGAAGACGAACCCUCGCAAAGUGAACCUAGAAAAUAACAAACCAGUUUCAGAAACAGACUAACUGCAAUUCCAAAGCUUCUAACCAAAAAAGAAAACAGAAGAGAGACGCCUGGGUGGUUUUCCCAUCAGCCCGUGCCAGCAGAUCGGCUUGCCCUCGGGCAGCUGAAGGGUUCGCUGCGGCUCUCCCGAAGGUGGGCUCUCCCCCCCGCCUGAGAGCGCAGCGGAGGCCGGCAUCACCGUGUGGGAAAGCGGGCCACCCGGGGACCAUUUUAAUUCCAUGCUAUCUUAGCAUUCAGAUACCAAUGGCUUGCUUGCUAAAAGGAAAAAAAGAAAUGUAACGUCUUUUUAUUCUCAGGUCAAUCGCUCACACUUUGUUCGGUUUUCAGAAUCAUUGUUUUAUAUAAAUAUAUAUAUAAUUUC
Candoia aspera is the source of this 11330-nucleotide messenger RNA. It is a transcript of the gene ZFHX3, whose product is annotated as zinc finger homeobox 3. The transcript is spliced from 9 exons. NCBI's taxonomy places the organism in Eukaryota, Metazoa, Chordata, Lepidosauria, Squamata, Candoiidae. The record is from RefSeq and is a predicted model, not a curated record. The coding region runs from base 82 to 10905 and encodes 3607 amino acids. Gene Ontology annotation, molecular function: DNA-binding transcription factor activity, RNA polymerase II-specific; RNA polymerase II cis-regulatory region sequence-specific DNA binding; zinc ion binding. Gene Ontology annotation, biological process: regulation of neuron differentiation; regulation of transcription by RNA polymerase II. Gene Ontology annotation, cellular component: nucleus.